Messenger RNA from Culex pipiens pallens (northern house mosquito), 1615 nucleotides. It is a transcript of the gene Nfs1, whose product is annotated as cysteine desulfurase, mitochondrial. Gene Ontology annotation, biological process: [2Fe-2S] cluster assembly. The record is from RefSeq and is a predicted model, not a curated record. Lineage: Eukaryota; Metazoa; Arthropoda; Insecta; Diptera; Culicidae. The coding region runs from base 77 to 1441 and encodes 454 amino acids. Gene Ontology annotation, cellular component: mitochondrion; cytosol; nucleus. Gene Ontology annotation, molecular function: pyridoxal phosphate binding; cysteine desulfurase activity. The transcript has 3 exons.
UCGCCGCGCCGUGCACGACUGUUUUCUCAUCGCGGAGUUAUUUUUUUCAAUUUUCCAUAAAAUUCCAACUUUGAAAAUGCUCUCCGUUUCGCGCAAACUUGCGGACACGGUUUCGCGGCAGGUUCUGCACUCCCGUGCCCUGCUGCUGGUGGGUGGUGGCCGCGCUGGGUUGGUCGAGCGGAGGAGCUUUGCCAGCAAGAAGAAAUUUAGCAUCCAGGAUGAGAUAAUUGACGGCAGGCCGCUGUAUUUGGACGCCCAGGCCACAACUUCGAUGGAUCCACGCGUUUUGGACGCAAUGAUGCCUUAUUUCACGUGCUAUUACGGAAAUCCGCACUCGCGGACGCACGCCUACGGUUGGGAAUCUGAAGAAGCGAUGGAAAAGGCACGCUCUCAGGUGGCCAACCUGAUUGGGGCCGACCCGAAGGAAAUUAUCUUUACAUCUGGUGCCACCGAGUCCAAUAACAUCUCGGUGAAGGGCGUUGGACGGUUCUACGGAGCUAAGAAGAAGCACGUCAUUACAACCCAAACGGAGCAUAAGUGCGUGCUGGACUCUUGCCGUGCCCUCGAGGGUGAAGGCUUUCGCGUGACCUAUUUGCCGGUGCAAACCAACGGACUCAUCAGCAUGGAAGAGCUGGACAAGGCCAUCACGCCGGAAACGUCCCUCGUUUCGAUAAUGACGGUGAACAACGAGAUAGGGGUGAUGCAACCGAUCGCGGAUAUUGGAAAACUGUGCAAAUCCAAGAAGGUUUUCUUCCACACGGACGCAGCUCAAGCGGUCGGCAAGGUUCCCAUCGACGUGAACAAAAUGAACAUUGAUCUGAUGUCCAUCUCCGGUCACAAACUGUACGGCCCAAAAGGUGUCGGAGCCCUGUACGUACGACGACGACCGCGAGUCCGCGUUGAAGCGAUCCAGAGCGGAGGCGGCCAAGAGCGUGGCAUCCGCAGUGGAACCGUCCCCACUCCACUGGCCGUCGGACUCGGAGCCGCCUGCGAAAUUGCCUCCCGCGAGAUGGAGUACGACCACAAGUGGAUGGAGUUCCUCUCGAAACGCCUCAUGGACAAGAUCUUUGCCGCCCUCCCGCAGGUGAUCCGCAACGGCGAUCCCGUUCACUCCUAUCCCGGUUGCAUCAAUCUCUCGUUCGCGUACGUCGAGGGGGAAUCGCUGCUGAUGGCUUUGAAAGACGUGGCCCUAUCGAGCGGAUCCGCGUGCACCUCCGCCUCGCUCGAGCCCUCGUACGUACUGCGAGCGAUCGGCGCCGAUGAAGAUCUAGCGCACAGCUCGAUCCGCUUCGGAAUCGGACGAUUCACCACCAUCGAGGAGGUCGACUACACCGUGGAUAAGUGUAUAAAGCACGUGACGCGGCUGCGCGAAAUGUCCCCGCUCUGGGAGAUGGUCCAGGAGGGAAUCGACAUCAAGUCGAUCCAGUGGUCGCAGCAUUAACCAGGAGGAUGACGAGGACAAUACGAUAAGAAUUAUGGUUUAGUAUUUCGUGGAUCGAACUGAGCCGUUGAGAAGGGGGAAAAACUUUUGUUCGAAAGUUCAUGUUUCAUGAUUUGUGUCCCGCUUUGAAGGCAGCAGCACCGUUGGCAAUAAAUUGUAGUUGUUAGAUUGUAA